AUGGGUAAAAGAGGGGACAUUUCACCUCGUGAAAAAGCUGAAGUCAAAGCCCUCACUAAUACGAAAAUGUAUUCCAAUCAGGAAAUUUCACGAAGGUUGGAAAUGUCAGAAGCUAGCAUAAGAUGCAUAAAGAAGAAAAUUGGUUUGGUUGAAGAACUGAGCCCCAGAAGGAAGAAUAAAUGUGGAAGAAAACCAAUUUUCACCCCAAGGUCAGAAAGAUUUCUCAAAAGAAUUUGCAUAGAAAACAGAUUUGCAACAAUCAAAGAGAUAAAAUCUCAACUGGAAGAGGCUAAUGUGAAUGCAUCUGAAUGCACUUUUCACAGAAAGUUGAAGGAUACUGAUUUCAAGGCCUGUCAACCUGAGAGAAAACCAAAGUUAACAGCAACAAUGAAAGCAAAGCAUCUGAAAUGGGCUAAACAGUGGUGUGAUAAGGAUGUGGACUUCUGGAGAUCAGUAUGCUUCAGAGCUGAAAGCAUGUUUGAAAUUUUAAGUAACGAGUCUCAGUAUGUGUGGUGUCUAACAGGAGAAAAAUUUAAUCCCAACUGCAUUAUUCAGACCGUAAAACAAAUGUGGUUAAAGGCAUAA
This is a messenger RNA of Schistocerca gregaria, 585 nucleotides long. RefSeq lists its product as uncharacterized. Lineage: Eukaryota; Metazoa; Arthropoda; Insecta; Orthoptera; Acrididae. Gene Ontology annotation, biological process: DNA integration; DNA transposition. Bases 1 to 585 code for a protein of 194 amino acids. The record is from RefSeq and is a predicted model, not a curated record. Gene Ontology annotation, molecular function: DNA binding. The transcript is spliced from 2 exons.